Penicillium robsamsonii is the source of this 1404-nucleotide messenger RNA. RefSeq lists its product as uncharacterized. The record is from RefSeq and is a predicted model, not a curated record. The transcript is spliced from 3 exons. Gene Ontology annotation, biological process: proteolysis. Lineage: Eukaryota; Fungi; Ascomycota; Eurotiomycetes; Eurotiales; Aspergillaceae. Gene Ontology annotation, molecular function: aspartic-type endopeptidase activity. Bases 1 to 1404 code for a protein of 467 amino acids.
AUGCGCAGUGGGUCGUGGCUCUGGGCCCUACUGGGCACCUCUUUUACAGAUGCUUUGUCUCUGGAAAAAAAAGAGACGCCUGCUGUGUUCAAUGUGCCAUUGAAACACAAGCAAGUCGCAAAAUCGGUUGCUAAGACCCAGUCAAAGAGGGGGGAUACAGUUCUUCUUACAAUGGGCAAUGAUGAAAAUAUUUUUUAUACCAGCAUCUCACUAGGCACUCCGCCGCAGAACAUCAAUGUAGCAUUUCGGAUAGUCGGCAAUGAAUGCUGGGUGCCCAGAACGACUAAACGUGUUUGUGGUAUGCUUCGAGGCGAUAAACACUGCAGCGGCUCCGGUGGCUAUAACACAAGCCUUUCUACUAGCGUGAAUGAUCUGCAUUCCAAUUUCACCCUUAGCAAGUCGAUUGAAUCAUUCUUUUCCAUCACUGGAGAAUUUGUGACCGAUACUCUUGUCAUUGGAAACACAACCGUGAAGUCUAUGAAGAUCGGGAUUCUGAAUGUGGAUACCACCCAGAACACUAUCGGCUUAGGAUAUGGCGAGACGAACUCGUCUUUUAUCUCCCUUACUAAAGCAUUGGUUGAUGCUAGAACCAUCAAAUCCCCGGCCUUCAGCAUGUAUAUGGAAAAUCCUCUACAUUCUGUAUCUACAGGAGACUCGCGGGGUGAGAAACCAGGCGCUCUGAUUUUUGGUGGUGUGAACAAAUCCAAAUACAAUGGCACACUCCACACACUUCCAAUCGUCAACAACCCUGCCGAUGAUAGAAAGACUUUCCGGGUCAACAUGACGAGCUUUUCCAUCAACGAGACAUCGGUGUUCCCCGAGGGGGUUUCGACACAAGCUCUACUUGACUCCUCGUUGUCUUAUACCUCUGUUCCGGAGUCCAUCGCACAGGAGAUAUCCUCUCAAUUGGGCACUUACGUCCCAAUGUUCGGGCCAAUGCCUAUCCCAUGCAAUAAAACUUCUAGUGAUACAACACUCACGUUCAAAUUCGGAGUUGCGAGUUUCAAGCUAGACAUUAGUCUGUUCAUAGAAACACGUAGCGUGUUCAAUGAUGAGGACAUCUGCUAUUUGGGCAUUGUCGCGAUUGGACCUGAUUCUAAGGAUGCAAAAAGUGUUGUGCUUGGAGCAAACUUCCUUCAACAGGUCUACGCUGUCUAUGAUAUGGGCAAUGAUGAAGUCUCUUUAGCGCAGAGGAACUGGGACUCCGAUGAAGAUGAAAUUCUCGAAAUCACGACUGGCAUGGAUGCAGUCAGUGAGGCUAAAUUGGAGCAAGAUGACGCAGAUGACACAGGAGCCAAAGAGGAUAGUGAGAAGGAAAAGUCCAUCGGCUUCCGCAUCGAUGAAGGCGCAGGCCUACGGCUCUCUCUUUCCAUCUUUGUGAUCUGGGCUCUCUUCUGUUUAUAG